AUGGUGCACCAUUCUUUGAACUUCAUUGGGUACACUGGAAACUACCUCCUAGGACUUAUACCCGGACUAUUUUUCGCAACAACAAUUGAAAUUUUUACUAAGUACGUCCAAGUUCAGAAUAAGGUCUAUCCACCCCUUCUGGCAAGCAUAAUUGGAAACUGUGUUAAUGCAGGUGCUCACUACCUCUUCAAUUUCUACAGCGACUCUGGAUUUGUUGGUUCAGCGAUCUCGCAAUCACUGGGAUUUAUGGCACAAGCGUCAGUUGUCGUUGCCUACAUCCUAAUCUCGCGCAUUUACCGAAAUACUUGGGAUGGUGAGUUUUUGGUAAUCAAAGAUGAGGACCUUAGAAAAGAUGAAUUAGUGUUCCGACGUAUCUGCAAGAUUAACUCGACCGAUUCAAAACCCCAUGAUGUUAACAAAGCGAUAAUUGACACUUCUCAUAGAGCUGUAUGCUCGGGAAUCAUUCGCGGAGUCGGAAUGCAACGAACUGGUGCCAUUGUCUCCAUGGUAUGCAUGUACAUUAUUGGGGGACCAAUGGGCCUCUGUCUUCUGAUGUUGACCAACCUUGGCGUGUCCGGUGAGUUUAUUAGGCCACAUGGACGUGCAUUCCGCCUCAUUUCUAUCAUCGAAACCUUAGUCAACGAUUGA
Echinococcus granulosus is the source of this 648-nucleotide messenger RNA. RefSeq names its product Multidrug and toxin extrusion protein. Gene Ontology annotation, cellular component: membrane. Lineage: Eukaryota; Metazoa; Platyhelminthes; Cestoda; Cyclophyllidea; Taeniidae. The record is from RefSeq and is a predicted model, not a curated record. The transcript has 8 exons. The coding region runs from base 1 to 648 and encodes 215 amino acids. Gene Ontology annotation, molecular function: transmembrane transporter activity.